GGGAUGUUUUCUGCGCUGACCAACCUCCAUCGCCAUUGCAGGUCCAGGGAGUCGGCAGUCGGUGAUUAGCCGGGGGGAGCAGCUUAAUUAAACCGCAAGGGAGUGAACGAGAAGUACCAUCAGGCCGACAACUCGUUCUGGACAAGGCUUAGAACUAACUGACAGUGGGACUUUAGAUUAGAGACUCGGUGGCUGUUCGGUUAGCACCGGGGAGAAGCAGCCGUAGUUUGUGUUAGCCCUAGAAGACAUCGGAGGAGGGUGACGGAGAGAGCAACCGCCAUGGCUCAGAUCCUGCCCAUUCGCUUUCAGGAGCACCUGCAGCUCCAAAACUUGGGAAUCAAUCCAGCCAACAUAGGCUUCAGCACUCUAACCAUGGAGUCAGAUAAGUUCAUCUGUGUCCGGGAGAAAGUUGGUGAGCAGGCUCAGGUGGUGAUCAUUGACAUGGCCGACCCUAAUACUCCCAUCCGCAGGCCCAUCUCGGCUGACAGCGCCAUCAUGAAUCCAGCCAGCAAAGUCAUUGCACUUAAAGACGCAGCCAAAACUCUUCAGAUCUUUAACAUUGAGAUGAAAAGCAAGAUGAAGGCGCACACCAUGACAGACGAUGUUACUUUCUGGAAGUGGAUCUCCCUAAACACAGUUGCUCUUGUGACUGACAAUGCUGUGUACCACUGGAGUAUGGAGGGUGACUCGCAACCUGUGAAAGUCUUUGACCGUCACUCCAGCCUGGCAGGAUGUCAGAUCAUCAACUACCGGACCGACGCCAAGCAAAAAUGGCUUCUCCUUAUUGGUAUCUCAGCUCAGCAAAAUCGAGUGGUGGGAGCCAUGCAGCUGUACUCUGUGGACAGAAAGGUUUCUCAGCCCAUUGAAGGCCAUGCUGCCAGUUUUGCCCAGUUUAAGAUUGAGGGUAAUGCAGAGGAAUCAACUUUGUUCUGCUUCGCUGUCAGAGGCCAGACUGGAGGAAAGCUGCACAUCAUUGAAGUAGGAACGCCGCCAACUGGUAACCAGCCAUUUGCAAAGAAAGCAGUAGAUGUCUUCUUUCCUCCAGAAGCACAAAAUGACUUCCCUGUGGCCAUGCAGAUGAGCUCAAAGCACAAUGUGGUUUUCCUCAUUACCAAAUAUGGCUACAUCCAUCUAUAUGACUUGGAGACAGGAACAUGCAUCUACAUGAACCGCAUCAGCGGGGAGACUAUCUUUGUCACCGCUCCUCAUGAGGCCACCUCGGGCAUUAUUGGAGUCAACAGGAAGGGGCAGGUGCUGUCUGUCUGUGUGGAGGAAGAAAAUAUCAUUCCAUACAUCACCAACGUAUUGCAGAAUCCAGAUCUUGCUCUACGUUUAGCUGUUCGCAAUAACCUUGCAGGAGCUGAGGAGCUCUUUGCUCGCAAGUUCAACAACUUGUUUACUGCCGGCAACUACUCUGAAGCUGCCAAAGUUGCUGCAAAUGCACCAAAGGGUAUCUUGCGCACCCCAGACACCAUUCGUCGCUUCCAGAGUGUUCCCACACAGCCUGGCCAGACGUCUCCCUUGCUCCAGUACUUUGGUAUCCUGUUGGACCAGGGCCAACUCAACAAGUUCGAGUCUCUUGAGCUUUGCAGGCCUGUCCUCCAGCAGGGACGAAAGCAGCUUCUGGAGAAGUGGCUGAAGGAGGACAAGUUGGAGUGUUCGGAGGAACUGGGUGACCUAGUGAAGGCAGUGGAUCCCACCUUGGCUCUCAGUGUCUACCUGAGAGCCAACGUUCCCAAUAAGGUCAUUCAGUGCUUUGCAGAAACUGGACAGUUCCCCAAAAUUGUGCUGUACGCUAAAAAGGUGGGCUACACUCCAGACUGGAUCUUUCUGCUGAGGAAUGUGAUGCGGAUCAACCCCGACCAAGGCCUGCAGUUUGCACAGAUGCUGGUCCAGGAUGAAGAGCCACUGGCAGACAUCACACAGUCUUUGGGGAAGCCUGGACGUUUGUUCUACUUCCUGGGUUCUAUUGUGAACUUCAGUCAGGAUCCUGAAGUUCACUUCAAAUACAUUCAAGCUGCCUGCAAGACCGGCCAGAUCAAAGAGGUGGAGAGGAUCUGUAGAGAGAGCAACUGCUACGACCCUGAGCGAGUCAAGAACUUCCUCAAGGAAGCCAAACUCACCGACCAACUGCCCCUCAUCAUUGUCUGUGAUCGUUUUGAUUUCGUCCACGACCUCGUCCUCUACCUCUACCGCAACAACCUGCAGAAGUACAUUGAGAUUUAUGUUCAGAAGGUGAAUCCCAGUCGCCUGCCUGUUGUAGUCGGCGGUCUCUUGGAUGUGGACUGCUCUGAGGAUGUCAUCAAGAGUCUGAUCCUAGUUGUCAGGGGGCAGUUCUCUACUGAUGAGCUGGUUGCAGAGGUGGAAAAGAGGAACAGGCUCAAGCUGUUGCUGCCAUGGCUGGAGUCUCGAAUUCAUGAAGGUUGUGAAGAACCUGCUACCCACAAUGCCCUGGCAAAGAUCUACAUUGACAGCAACAACAACCCUGAACGCUUCCUGCGAGAAAAUCCUUUCUACGACAGUCGCGUGGUGGGAAAGUACUGUGAGAAGAGAGACCCUCAUCUUGCCUGUGUGGCUUAUGAGCGAGGACAGUGCGACCAGGAGCUAAUCAAUGUUUGCAAUGAGAACUCCCUCUUCAAGAGCUUGUCCCGCUACCUCGUCCGACGCAAGGACCCUGAACUGUGGGCCAGUGUCCUGCUCGAGAGCAAUCCCUUCAGGCGACCACUCAUCGAUCAGGUGGUACAAACAGCACUGUCAGAAACUCAAGAUCCAGAGGAGGUGUCUGUCACCGUCAAAGCUUUCAUGACUGCCGACUUGCCCAAUGAGCUCAUUGAGCUGCUGGAGAAGAUUGUGUUGGACAACUCGGUCUUCAGUGAACACAGAAAUCUGCAGAACCUGCUGAUCUUGACGGCAAUCAAAGCUGACCACACCCGUGUGAUGGAGUACAUCAGCAGGCUGGAUAAUUAUGAUGCUCCUGAUAUUGCAAACAUUGCCAUCAGCAAUGAGCUCUACGAGGAGGCCUUUGCCAUCUUUAAGAAGUUUGAUGUCAACACCUCUGCUGUGCAGGUGCUAAUAGAGCAUAUUGGUAACCUGGACCGGGCCUAUGAGUUUGCGGAACGCUGCAAUGAACCAGCUGUGUGGAGCCAGCUGGCCAAGGCUCAGCUACAGAAAGAGCUGGUCAAGGAAGCAAUCGACUCCUACAUCAAAGCUGACGACCCCUCUGCGUACAUGGAGGUGGUAGCUGCAGCCGAUAAGAGUGGAAAUUGGGAGGACUUGGUCAAAUUCCUUCAGAUGGCUCGUAAGAAGGCUCGUGAGUCCUAUGUGGAGACGGAGCUGAUCUUUGCGUUGGCCAAAACCAAUCGUCUGGCUGAACUGGAAGAGUUUAUUAAUGGGCCCAACAAUGCUCACAUCCAACAGGUUGGUGACCGUUGCUACGAUGAAAAAAUGUACGAAGCAGCUAAACUGCUGUACAACAAUGUGUCCAACUUUGGUCGUCUGGCUUCCACUCUGGUGCACCUCGGAGAGUACCAGGCUGCUGUGGAUGGCGCCCGUAAAGCCAACAGCACCCGCACCUGGAAAGAGGUGUGCUUCGCCUGUGUGGAUGGACAAGAGUUCAGACUCGCACAGAUGUGCGGCCUCCACAUCGUGGUUCACGCUGAUGAGCUGGAGGAGCUGAUCAACUAUUAUCAAGACCGCGGCUACUUUGAGGAGUUGAUCACCAUGCUCGAGGCCGCUCUGGGCCUGGAACGGGCUCACAUGGGAAUGUUCACCGAGUUGGCCAUCCUUUACUCAAAGUUCAAACCCCAGAAGAUGAGGGAGCAUCUGGAACUGUUUUGGUCCAGAGUUAACAUCCCAAAGGUCCUGAGAGCAGCGGAGCAGGCUCAUCUGUGGGCAGAGUUGGUCUUCCUGUACGACAAGUAUGAGGAGUUUGACAACGCCAUCAUCACCAUGAUGAAUCACCCGACAGACGCCUGGAAGGAGGGCCAGUUCAAAGAUAUCAUCACCAAAGUGGCCAACGUGGAGCUGUACUACAAAGCCGUUCAGUUCUACCUGGAGUUCAAGCCGUUGUUACUGAACGAUUUGCUCAUGGUUCUUUCCCCGAGACUGGAUCAUUCACGUGCUGUCAACUACUUCAGCAAGGUGAAACAGCUGCCUCUUGUCAAACCCUACCUACGGUCAGUACAGAACCACAACAAUAAAUCAGUCAAUGAAGCACUUAACAACCUCUUCAUCACAGAAGAGGACUAUCAGGCACUGAGGACAUCGAUAGACGCUUACGAUAACUUUGACACCAUCUCGCUGGCCCAACGCAUGGAGAAACACGAGCUGAUUGAGUUCAGAAGAAUUGCUGCCUACCUCUUCAAAGGCAACAACCGCUGGAAACAGAGUGUGGAGCUUUGUAAGAAAGACAAGCUGUACAAGGAUGCCAUGCAGUAUGCUUCAGAGUCCAAAGACAUAGAGCUGGCAGAGGAGCUCCUCGCCUGGUUCCUGCAGGAGAACAAGAAGGAGUGUUUUGCUGCCUGCCUUUUCUCUUGCUAUGACCUGCUGCGGCCCGAUGUGGUGCUGGAAACCGCCUGGAGGCACAACAUCAUGGACUUCUCUAUGCCGUACUUCAUUCAGGUCAUGAGGGAGUACCUCAGUAAGGUUAAUAAACUUGAAACUUCAGAGUCCGUAAGAAAAGAAGAGGAGCAGGCAACGGAGACGCAACCCAUCGUCUACGGUAACGAUCCGACAGCGGCAUCCAUCUCCACAUCACUGUGA
Molecule: messenger RNA, 4761 nt
Organism: Nematolebias whitei (Rio pearlfish)
Lineage: Eukaryota; Metazoa; Chordata; Actinopteri; Cyprinodontiformes; Rivulidae
Product: clathrin heavy chain 1
Exons: 28
Coding region: 280-4761 (1493 amino acids)
Biological process (GO): receptor-mediated endocytosis; intracellular protein transport; clathrin coat assembly
Cellular component (GO): clathrin coat of coated pit; clathrin-coated endocytic vesicle; spindle
Molecular function (GO): clathrin light chain binding; structural molecule activity
Source: RefSeq, a predicted model, not a curated record